UCGGAAGAAUUUUGUACAUAAUCUUCAACACUCGAUUUAGGGUGGGGGUGGUGGGAAUUGGGGAGUAGGGGGCCACAUAAUAUUGCAUUUAGAUUUUAUUUUAUUUUAUUAAAUCAAAAAUUUUACAUUUAUGUUAUAUAUAUUUUUGGGUUAAUCCACGUGUUCAACGAAGUAUCGCCAGGUCAGCAUUUCCGUAAGUCCAAUCAGAUUAUUAAGUGACACCAUUAAAGAGAUGGACAGAAUUGGCUAUUUUGUGUUUUCAGAUAGUUAUGACUAUAUAUUUGUCACAAAUAUGAAAAUUAUGGCUAACAAGUAUAUUUUGCCUACCGAAAAGUAGUGUAAUUACAUCUUUGUACAUGAACCUAUGAUGGAAUAGUCAUCGGAUUGGGUUGAAUUUGAAUUUUCCAAAUCCAAUGCAUUUUAUCUAGGAUUUUUUUAACAGAUAAACCUAUCAUAUGUAUUUAACAUACCCACCCGGCCACCCCAAAGGUGCUUCUCCUCCUCCGCCUAUUUCCUCUCCGCUCCCUUCCAUCGCGGAUCCGAACCCUCUUCUCCGCCAAUCCCCGACGCCGAUCCGCUCCUCGCUCCUCCCCUCGACAGCCCCACACAGGCCCAGCACGACCCAAAAAGAAAAGAAAACAUCAGUCUUCUUCCAACAGAUUGCUGACGGGAGAAGCAGAAACGAGAAAUCUGGAGGAAGUUUGAAUAAAAUAAUUGAUUUUGGGUCGGGGGAGAAGCCACCAAACAACCGCAAAUGGAACGCGAAAUGCAGGCAGCUAGACACACACAGAGAGGUGACACUGACAACCAACAAAGGCACCACUAGCAUCUCCACGAAACAACUUCUUGAAUAAAAAACUCUUCAAUUUCUUGGUUGCUUACUAAUGUCAUAUUGUCAUUAUAGCAUUCCGACGAUUAAAACAAGGCAAAAACCAGCUGGUUUCUCUUCUUUCCUUUUCCCUGCGAAGACGGCAGCUUUGAUGAAAUAGGGAGCCUUACCCCUCUACGUACUGUCGCUCAAUACCUUCCUGUAAGUGUUCCUCUAUCCAAUUCGAUUUCAAUUCUCCUUCAUGGGUUCUUUUGUUGUCCUGAAAAUUUUAGAGGGUUUUUGUCUUGUGGGUUGAUCGUCGAUUCUUUAUGAUGUAGUUGUUCGUUUUACAGUAUUGGGUUUUGCUGUUUCGGCUAAACCCGGAAUUGGGUUUAAUUUGUUGGGGGUUCUUAUGAUUCAUGGAGGAGCUUUGGAAUCUACGGGAAUUAUGUUUCUGUUUAGGGCGUUUUCAUUACUGGAUGAUGAAGAAUCAGAAGAAGUGCCAUUGAUUUGGUUUCACAUUUGCAGGUUAUUCCAUGGAUCCAAAACCGAAGAGGAGAGUUGUGGUGGAGAAUGGAGAUACAGGGGAAGACCUAGUCCUUGCCACAUUAAUCGGCAAUGGCGAAGAUUUGGGUCCAAUCGUUAGGCACGCCUUUGAGAUGGGACGCCCUGAAGCCCUUCUCCAACAGCUGAAAGGUGUAGUGAAGAAAAAAGAAGUGGAAAUUGAGGAUCUUUGCAAGAGCCAUUAUGAAGAGUUCAUCUUAGCAGUUGAUGAGCUUCGUGGCGUCCUUGUCGAUGCUGAAGAGCUCAAAGGUGAGCUCGCAAGUGAUAACAUCAAGCUCCAGGGAGUUGGAAACUCUCUCUUGAUCAAGCUCGAGGACCUUCUCGAGUCCUAUUCCAUCAAGAAGAAUGUCACCGAAGGCAUAAAAUUGUCAAAAUCAUGUGUUCAAGUCCUUGAGCUAUGUGUCAAAUGCAACAACCACAUGACGGAUGGUAACUUCUACCCGGCACUGAAGACUGUGGACUUGAUCGAAAAGAAUUACCUGAAGAACAUCCCUGUGAGAUCGCUGAAACUAGCAGUGGAGAAGACAAUCCCAGUCAUCAAAACACACAUCGAGAAGAAGGUCACCAGUCAGUUCAAUGAGUGGCUUGUUCAUGUAAGGAGUUCAGCAAAGACCAUUGGCCAGACAGCGAUAAGCCACUCAGCAUCAGCUCGCCAGAGGGAUGAAGAAAUGCUGGAACGGCAAAGGAGAGCCGAGGAGCAGAAUGUUUCCGGUUUAGGAGACUUUGCAUUCACUCUAGAAAUUGAGGAAAUCGAUGAAGAUUCAGUAUUACAGUUCGAUCUCACUCCUCUUUAUCGAGCUCAUCACAUCCAUGCUUGCCUUGGGAUUCGUGAUCAGUUCCGUGACUACUACUAUAAAAAUCGGGUCCUGCAGCUGAACUCAGACUUGCAAAUCUCAUAUGGUCAACCGUUCAUUGAAUCAUACCAGACCUACUUGGCUCAAAUUGCUGGCUACUUCAUUGUUGAGGAUCGCGUAUUAAGGACUGCUAGUGGUGUUCUUUCUUCAGAUCAAGUCGAGACAAUGUGGGAAACAACUCUCAAUAAAGUGACAUCUUUGUUAGAUGAUCAGUUCAACCGCACAGAUUCGGCUACUCAUCUCUUACUAGUGAAGGACUAUGUCACACUUCUUUCUGAAACACUUCGGCAAUAUGGUUACGACACAAGCCAACUCUUGGAGGCUCUGGACAAAGGCCGAGAGAAGUACCACGACUUUCUGUUGAGGGAAUGUAGAGAGCAGAUUGUUGGUGCCCUUGGAAAUGACACGUACGAGCAAAUGGUGAUAAAGAAAGACACAGAUUAUGAGAAUAAUGUCCUUGUGUUUCAGCUCCAGACGUCGGAGAUCAUGCCUGCUUUCCCGUAUGUAGCACCGUUCUCGUCCAUGGUGCCUGACACUUGUCGCAUUGUGAGGUCAUUCAUCAAGGGCUCAGUAGAUUACUUGUCAUAUGGUCUCCAUACAAACAUCUAUGAUCUUGUGAGGAAGUAUUUGGACAAGAUACUAAUCGAUAUUCUGAAUGAGGUUGUGCUUAGCACGAUUAACAGCAGCACCAUCGGAGUAUCCCAAGCCAUGCAGAUUGCAGCAAACAUAUCGGUUCUCGAACGUGCAUGCGAUUUCUUCCUACGGCAUGCUGCCCAGCUAUGUGGAAUCCCUGCUCGGUCAGUCGAGAGGGCUCAAGCUAGUUUGACUGCUAAAGUGAUCCUGAAAACUUCAAGGGAUGCUGCUUACUUGGCGCUUUUGACUUUGGUGGACACCAAGUUGGAGGAGUUCAUGGCUCUUACUGAUAAUGUUCAGUGGACAACCGAGGAGACGCCUCAGAAUGGGAAUGAGUACAUAAACGAGGUGGUGAUCUACCUCGACACACUUUUAUCGACUGCUCAACAGAUUCUGCCUCUGGAUGCUUUGUAUAAAGUUGGCUGUGGUGCUUUGGAGCAUAUUUCGAACUCCAUCGUUGGAGCUUUUCUAAGUGAUACUGUGAAGAGGUUCAACGCCAAUGCAGUGCUCUCCUUAAACUAUGAUUUGAAGAUGUUGGAGAAUUUUGCUGAUGAGAGGUUUCACAGUACUGGGCUGAGUGAAAUAUACAAGGGAGCGAGUUUCAGGUCGUGUUUGGUGGAAGCAAGGCAGCUGAUCAAUCUUCUGUCGAGCAGCCAGCCGGAGAACUUCAUGAACCCUGUGAUCCGGGAGAGGAACUACAACACUUUGGAUUAUAAGAAGGUGGCUACCAUUUGUGAGAAGUUUAAGGAUUCGGCUGACUCAAUCUUCGGUAGUCUUUCUAACAGGAAUGCGAAGCAGAGUGCCAAGAAGAGAUCGAUGGAGGUGCUGAAGAAGAGAUUGAAGGACUUCAAUUGAUGAGGUCUCAACAACUUCUACUGGACUUUCUUUUGUUUGCUUGUUAGGUUUUGUUUGUUCAUCUUUUUUGCUUCGCUCUCAGAGCUUCAUGGUUAGAAAUGAAGUAACUUUUUGUCAUUUCGGUUUUGGUUCUCUGUCCAUCAGUUCUUGUGCUUAAUUAGUCUGUUAAUAAAGCUUACUUAUUAUU
Molecule: messenger RNA, 3901 nt
Organism: Linum trigynum
Lineage: Eukaryota; Viridiplantae; Streptophyta; Magnoliopsida; Malpighiales; Linaceae
Source: the annotation of a GenBank genome assembly